AUGUCUCAAUAUAUGCCGCCAACGGACCAGCAACUGCCACCUCGUCCACGAGCAGUCUCCGGCGCUUCUGUGAACAAGUACCAUCCAGAGCACCCGAGCAAUCUGCAGCCGCCGACUCCUCAACCAUCUGCUCCUAUGGCCAUACCAUCUCGAGGUCAACCUCCACCUCCUGCACUCGGAGGUCAGCCAAUUCAAGGAACGCCACCAGUGCCAAAUGCAGCAUACUAUGGCACUCCCAUGAGUCAACCAGUCGGACCCACUCCACCCGUCGCCAAUGCAAAUUACUAUGGCAGUUCGCCGGGCUACUUUGGACCACAGACACCCCAACUGCAUCCCGGCUAUCCUGGCUUCCCAAGUUCCGGACCCCCCACGUUCCAGCCGCAGGCAUAUCGACCUCAAGUGGCCCAGAACGCAAGCUACCCCGGCCAGGCACCUGUCGACCCGAACGGAUACAUGCGUCCUGUCGACCCACGGCGACCCAGCGCCAGCAGCACGCACUCCCGCCACUCGGGUAAAUCUCGCCACAGUCACGGCCGCCGGGACUCGCACCAGCCUCGCCGUCGGCAUUCGGAGGACUCGUACGAUGAUGAUGAUAUGACCCACGACGAGCGCCGUGAGCGGGACCGGAGGCACAGCGCGGGCCCUGAGGUGAAGCCGGUGAAGCGGACAAAGACGCAUCGGCCGACCUUGGGUGAUUCGGUUUACUCAAUGUUUGGGGUCAUUAAGGAUGCACUUGGACCGAGGGACAAGCCGGAGAAGCGCUGA
This is a messenger RNA of Saxophila tyrrhenica, 765 nucleotides long. RefSeq lists its product as uncharacterized. Bases 1 to 765 code for a protein of 254 amino acids. Lineage: Eukaryota; Fungi; Ascomycota; Dothideomycetes; Mycosphaerellales; Extremaceae. The transcript has a single exon. The record is from RefSeq and is a predicted model, not a curated record.